UGUGUUGAUCGCUGUCUAACUGGAGUGCGCGAAGAGACAAAGCAAUCGAACAAAUAGUAGAGCGAACAGUGACAUAUAUGUAUAUACAUAUACACAUAUGUAGAUUCUGAAAAGUACUAUGUAUAAUAAAUCGUGGGGGCAGAAUAUGUCAAUUCUUGUCAAUCAAUAACUUAAACUGACCAAAGUUAUGUAGAGUGGGGCUGGGUUAAAUUUCGUCGGUUUUCAGAAUUGGAAGUGUUCAAUAAAAACGGUUGAAAUCCCAAUCAAAUGUGCGGCAAAGAAAGCUUUGGGUACAGAAUAUACAAAUACAAAGUUAAACAACUUCAAGUAAAUAAAUGAAUAGAUUAUUAAAUGAAAUAGACUCCCUCUUAUGAGUGUUAAGUGAUGAGCGUAGUGAACUUUUGAUAAGUUUCAACUUGGAAGUUAAAAGAAAGAAUCAUAAGCCAAAUGAAAUAAAGAAAAAACACAUAUGAGGCAUUCAUUAGUGCAGACUUUAGGAAGACAAGUGCAGCAUGUCUUAAAAGAUGUGUGCCAAUUUGUUUGAUCAAUAACCUCUCUAAGGGGAAAUAAAAUAAAUAGCGAAAUUUUAACAUAAUUAUCAGUUGCUGUUAAAUCGGUGAAGGGAGAACUGAGCCAACAACCGGACUUAUCGGCAGCAUCAGCAACUGCAGUGUCUGCAUCGGUUAAAUCGAAGGCAUCAGCCCCCGCACAGCAAGAUUUCACAAGCAAAGCAGCAAUCAGAAAACAUUUGGCGACGUUGGUGACAUCGUGACGCAUAAAUCACCCUUCAAGUGAAAACGCAGUAGCAUGACAAAAAUAUUGCGUCACUCGACGGAACCGUCAACUCCAACAGUAGCAUUGACAGCAGCGGUAACAGAUAACGACUUAAACAAUGUUUUAACCAUCGCAGCUUAUAACCUUACCACAACGUAGAAUAAAGAGUGUUUGUAACAAAGAUUGCUCAUUUGUACCGUUCUUGUUGCCGCCGACGGUGCCGUUAGCCAUUGCGAACUUCGCUGCCACGGCACCUAGCUCCGCUACCGAGAAGAUGCUCAGUGAUCGUUCGCUGCUCUUAGCUUUCGGUGGCGGAUUUAAUUUAAUCGAUAAGCAACUGAGCGAUAUUGGUGCAAAUCUGCCCACCUCGCCUUCACCUGCAGAAGCCGCUGCAACAGCUUGCAUAUAUUUAGAGAAAGUGAAACAUGAGAAGUUAUCGCCGCAUGUGACAAAAGCGUCAGAAGCACAAUUUGACUCCUUAAACGAUGCCAGCAUGGAGUCAGCGGCGAGUAUCAAUAAUAGUAAUUGUACCAAUCGAAAUAGCAAUAAUAAUAAAAACAGCAACAGUAAUAUUGCCAACAGUUUAAUAAUUAGUCAAGUGAAAAAUGCGCUUAGUGGCUCCUCCAGCAAUCUAACUAUUGCUAAUAUGACCAACAAUCAUCCCCACCAACAACACUCACUCCAUCACAGUUCUCAACAACCCCAGUCAGCCCAAAAGCAAGCACAAAAGAACAAUGUAAGCAACAUUGGAAAUGUGAAGAGGGAAGGGCUGAGUCCGGGUGCUGGUCCUAAUGGUGACCUUCAGUCAGUGAUGUCGAGAUCACGCAGCACCACACCUUCAUCAUUUCGUGGUGCUUCGCCUCAACAUAUGUCGACAGAAACACUAAUGCCACUAACUUCGAUUUUACGGAUCCAGCAAGCUGCAUCAGCUGGGCGUCAUAAUUCAUCUAUUAUUGCCGCCACCAUGGAUACUGCGCAUCUAGUAACCACAAAUGCUGCACUCCCGACAGAGUUUUCAACACACAACUAUUCCGAUAUUAUGCGCAAUUUAGCGGCCAAAUAUAAUGAAUCCAACCCAAUAAACUCCUCUUCGGCUCGGCGUAAUACCUUUUUUGAAAAUUCAUCAACAACUCCUACCGCCUCUGUUCUCAGCAAAAAUAUCAACCAGCAAACUGGCAUUAGAAAUGCAGGUGCUGCAGCAUCGCAAAGUGCUUUACCUAAGAAAGACGCACAACCGCAACUGAUGCCACAACUAUCCAUGUCACCGGGAGAAGUAGCGGUGGCAGCGGCUGCUGCAUCUUUUCUAAGCAAUCUUCCAUUCUCACAAAGCGUGUGUCCGCCAUUGAUCGAUAUGAGCAGCACACAAGCUUUAGUUACAUUGGCACGUGCAGCUAAGGAAGCCGAGAUUCAGACUAUACUUCGCAAUACUCAGCAAAAUCCCAAACCAAUAAACUCCACACCUGCCUCACCACAUCCCAAUCUCAGUGUUGCAUUACAACAGGCCGCACAAUUUGUUUCACCCGCAUUUAUUUAUUCUACUCAAUUGCAACAACAGCAGCAGAUCCAAUCUUCACGUCAGUCUAGUCCUUUGCACAGCAGUUCUGUUCAGAAAAGCAAAUCAUCAGUGGCUACAAGUGCGGCGACCGUGCCUCUUGACUUGAGCUCCCAACCACCAGCGGCCAAACGAUUUAAAAUGGAAUUACAUGCUGCUGGUAGCAAUAGUGAAUCAGUUGGACCUGUUUCAUCAAAUGCAGCAAUGGCCCCUUCGUCACCAACAUCAGAAAAUAAUGUCUUGAUUGGUUCCAGUGGUGGAGUACAAAGAGCACGUUCGAAUACACCUGACAAAUUCAGCGAUUCAGUCUCACCAGCGCCGGCAAUAACUCGCCAGUCACCUACUACACAACAAUGUCAGGCUCAAAGUGAAGAAGUAGCCCGGUGGACCGUUGAUAAUGUAUGCGCUUUCGUGGGCGAAAUUGAUAUAUGCGCUGAUUAUGUGCAGCAUUUUCGUGAUCAAUGCAUUGAUGGCAGCGGUUUGCCUUUGCUCACGGAGGACCAUUUGCUGAAUUCAUUGGGCAUGAAAUUAGGACCUGCGUUAAAGUUGCGGUCAAUGCUUGCGAAAAAACUAGGCGGUCCCUGCCCAUGCGUGGCAUGCAUUACACAAACACGGCAAAUGUUGGCCUUACAAGCCGCUGCUAAGAAUGAUGCAGCGAGACCGAUAUCAACAAUGCCAAUAGAAGCACCAGCAGCAACUGGAGAUACAAGCACGGUUGGACCGACUAACGAUAUCGCCGCCAUUAGCGAUAUAAACGAGAAAGAAAAACAGAGUCGUGAAGAAAGACAAGAAGUCCAACAAACACAAACACAAAUAACGGAGCAGCGGCGACCGAGUGUCAGUAUCAAUAAUGAGAGCAGCAGUAGCUGUUCCGCCCUCACACUACAGAUAAGCGCCAAUAUAUAUAAGAAUGAGCCGAACAGUGACAGUCACAACAAUGAGAAAGUAAGUAGUGAGAAUAAGAGAAGCGGCGUAAAAGUAGCUAACAAAACGACUGGCGGUAACACUUGCUGCAUACUCGACACUCCGUUUGAUUCCAUAGCAAAUAAAGACUGCAAAAGUAAUAGUAGAAGUGGCGGGAGCAGUAACACUAAGAACGGGAGUUUACAACGAGCCGGAACAGGUGAUGUCGCAGAUGUUGGCAGUUAGCUUCCGUUUUUUGAUAUUGUGUAUAUGGUAUUACUAUAUAUAUUAGUACUGCCCCCACUAUAUAUAUUAGUACUGCCCCCACCGAGCUUGAUAAGCUAUGAUUUUUUGACACUGGGGCAUAA
Molecule: messenger RNA, 3597 nt
Organism: Anastrepha obliqua
Lineage: Eukaryota; Metazoa; Arthropoda; Insecta; Diptera; Tephritidae
Gene: Samuel
Product: nuclear pore complex protein DDB_G0274915
Exons: 6
Coding region: 1049-3475 (808 amino acids)
Cellular component (GO): PRC1 complex
Molecular function (GO): protein binding
Source: RefSeq, a predicted model, not a curated record